Molecule: messenger RNA, 1060 nt
Organism: Malania oleifera
Lineage: Eukaryota; Viridiplantae; Streptophyta; Magnoliopsida; Santalales; Ximeniaceae
Product: aquaporin TIP1-2-like
Exons: 3
Coding region: 82-840 (252 amino acids)
Biological process (GO): transmembrane transport; water transport
Cellular component (GO): membrane
Molecular function (GO): water channel activity
Source: RefSeq, a predicted model, not a curated record
AAGCAAGAACUCAGCAAAUUAGCUAUAUAUAUAUACACACAUUCUUAAUUAAGAGAAAUUAAAUUAUUUUCAAUUGCAAACAUGCCAAUUUCGAGGAUUGCAGUGGGGACUCCGGCAGAGUUUAGCCAUCCCGGCGCCGUCAAAGCGGCCCUCGCCGAGUUCAUUUCCAUGCUCAUCUUCGUUUUCGCCGGCGAAGGCUCCGGGAUGGCUUUCAACAAGCUGACGAAUAACGGGUCGGCCACACCGGCGGGGCUGAUAGCGGCGGCGCUGGCGCAUGCAUUUGCGCUGUUUGUGGCGGUCUCAGUGGGAGCAAACAUCUCCGGGGGGCACGUGAACCCCGCCGUCACAUUUGGCGCCUUCGUUGGCGGCCACAUUACGCUGUUGAGAAGCGUUCUCUACUGGAUCGCCCAGUGCCUCGGAUCUGUCGUUGCCUGCUUGCUCCUCAAAUUCUCCACCGGGGGAUUGGAAACUUCAGGGUUCGCGUUAUCGGCGGGGGUGGGGGCAUGGAAUGCGGUGGUGUUGGAGAUAGUGAUGACGUUUGGGCUGGUGUACACGGUGUACGCGACGGCGGUGGAUCCAAAGAAGGGGUGCAUAGGCACGAUUGCACCCAUUGCGAUUGGGUUCAUAGUGGGUGCCAACAUAUUGGCCGGCGGGGCCUUCGACGGUGCGUCCAUGAACCCGGCCGUGUCCUUCGGGCCAGCCGUGGUGAGUUGGUCGUGGGCCAACCACUGGGUGUACUGGGUCGGCCCCUUCGUCGGCGCCGCCAUCGCUGCCGUCGUCUACGAGCUGUUCUUCAUCGGGGAGGCAACGCACGAGCAGCUCCCAACGACAGAAUACUAGGAAGCUAAGAAUGAUAAUUGGAAUGAGUACUGUCUGGAGAAGAGUGAUGAAAAAAAGGAGGGGUUGUUGGGAUUUGGGUUGUGCUUGGGGCGUGGAGGUGCGUCAAUGGCAGUGUGAGCUAGUGCUGCUGUGGUUGUUUGCAUGUAGGUGUGUCAUGUGUGGGCUCUUGUAAAUUGUUAAAUUGCAUGUUCAUUCCCGUCAACUAUUUUACCUGGUCUUC